This is a messenger RNA of Corticium candelabrum, 3393 nucleotides long. RefSeq lists its product as uncharacterized. Gene Ontology annotation, biological process: mitotic G2 DNA damage checkpoint signaling; mitotic DNA replication checkpoint signaling; regulation of DNA-templated DNA replication initiation. Gene Ontology annotation, molecular function: chromatin binding. The transcript has 18 exons. Gene Ontology annotation, cellular component: nucleus. The record is from RefSeq and is a predicted model, not a curated record. The coding region runs from base 7 to 3255 and encodes 1082 amino acids. Lineage: Eukaryota; Metazoa; Porifera; Homoscleromorpha; Homosclerophorida; Plakinidae.
UCAACUAUGGCGUCCGUUCGUUGUGCUUUCAUUUUCAAUGUUUCACACUCCUCUGUUACUCGGGAGGGUCGAGAGGACUACGCUAGAUUGUUAUCUAGCUUUACCUUUAGGAUUCUUUCGUACUUUCAUUUUGGAGACGAGGCAACAAGAGUGUCUUGGGCUUGGCGUCUCUGUGAUUGGUCGAGACCUGCGCGGCGAUUUGGGAAGGAAAUGUCAGUCUUCCAGGCUUUCAACCUUGAGGACUUUGGUACAUUGGAGGAACGCCUGAAAGACGAAAUGGUUCAACACUUUCACAACCAUACCAACGUUGGUCACGUGGGUACAGUGAAAGAUGUCUCUUUGGCUAUAGCUCAUUUGACUGGAAGUCUUCCUUGGGAUUUACCCGAGCUUAUUUCGCCAAAGAAAGCACUUCAGGGAGCGAAACAGAGAUCAGAAAUUGAGUGCGAUGUGGCAGAAACUAAAAACUACAUUUUCGUUGUGCAGCCUUGCCCUCAGACUGACUUGGAAUGGAAUCAGUUUUGUGGUGGAUCUCGUGAUGUUUUAGAAAGUUCUCUCUUUCCUGAUGCUCUUUACACGCAACUACGAAGUUUGAAACAUAUAGGAGUUUACUGGUUGAAUACAGCGCUGGCGCAACCAUCUCAGGAAGAAUCUAUUACGAAAGAGCUGUCUUCGUGUCUGAAUGAAACGCUGACUAGCUGUGGUGGACGUCUCAUUCCUUGUUCCUUUUUGCUCUCUACCAACUCUCAACGUCGAUCUUGUUUUUCGGUUCCUGAUCUUCCAGUUUCAACCUACUUGUCGUAUUAUCUCUCUAAUAACUCAUCUUCGAAAGUGAAGUCUGUACAAAAGAAGAUGUCAUUUCUCUGCUCAACCACUGGUGAACCAAUUUGUAUACUGGAAGUGUGUGCGGCAUCGGUGUCUUCACUUAGAGUUAUGACACAUCGGCCGAGAACGAGACAGAGCUUACUGAAGCAAAAUGUUAAUAAAGAUUGUGGAGAUGACCUUGUUGAAUCAUUUCCAUCACAGCUGUUGGUAGAGGGAACAGUGGCCAAGACUAGACUUGGUGCUUUAGUGGAUGCCAUUGAUAGAACUUGUUCAUAUAUGUGUGUAGGAUGGAAACAUAAUGUGAAGUCAUUUUUAACUGAUAAAACUGAGGCUGUAGGCUGUGACAGUACAGGGAAUGGUAACAGUCUUUCUUCAGAGAGUCAUUUUAGCCUACUUUUGGAAAGAUCCUUAGAUGUUGCUACCAUAUCUGAUGGUCUAAUGCGCAGUUGUUUGACGCCGUCAAAGCAGUUUGAAUCUGUUUUAAUGUUUCUUAGGAAUCAGAAUGUUGUGCUGGUAUUGCACGAUCAGGCUAAUAGAUCAACAAAAUAUGUUUUGGAUCCUAUGACAUCCACACUUGCUUCAUUGCAUUUGUUGAAACGCUCAUGUGCCACAGAGUGCGUCCAUGACACAUUGACACUAUUUGAGGAAAGUGGAAUUGAGGAAAAUGGAAUGUUGUCUGAACAUGGUGGUUUAGUUUUUGAUUGUAUCGAAUCGUGGUAUCGACUCUUACCUCACUAUGGAGUCAACCAGUCAACCGUGUCAAGUCUAAAAAGGUUGAUUGGAACUGGAGACAGUAGCAUAGCUACAUGUGAUGUUGUAACUGACCUGAAAACUGCAUACAGACAAGAACUGAAACGGCAAGCAGACAAAUCGCAGAAGAGUGUGGAUGGUGUUGCUAGCGGAUACGUUAGUGAUCACCUUGCAGAUGAGUCAGUCUUAACAGUUACAUGUUCGAGUGUCUUCGAAGAGUUGAGACGAGAUCUGGAAGAAAUACUGAGCACGACUGACGGGAACUUCACUCUUGACCAAGCACUGUCGGCUGCAGUGAGUGCAGCUUGUGAGAAACUAAAGCAUUUGUGUGACAAACCCAAAGUAGAGUUAAGUGAGUUUAUCAGUAGAGAGCUUUUAUUGACAACAGAUCAAUUGAAAGCAAAGUAUCAGAGAGUGCCUGCUGACAAGGACAGCAGACCAAAGGAGCAUCAGUUUCAAGUUUUACUUCGGUUCGAGGUGGCGCUUCUCGAUCAGGCUAACACACAACGUGGUCUGUUUACUGAGUGUGUUUCUAUACUACGAAUGUUGGCUUUUCUCACAAACGCGGAGACUUUGCGACAAUUCCUGGACGAGACUAUUCUACAGAGAUACGGUGUUGCAGUGCGAGAAGGCGUGCAGUCUGUGUACGAGGAUUUGAUUCCUCGACCAUCUCAAAUGGCCACCGACGGAGAGGAUGAUAGUGAUUCCGACGAGGAGCGUCGAGAGCGGCUGCUAUCUCUGCGCUCUUACAAACUCCUAAAUGCUCCGUCAGGGCCCAAGAUACCGUCUGUGGAACGAAAAUUUGCUCGUCAUGGCAGCUUUCAUGACUGUGGGAAACAGCGCGAAAUCUCCAUUCCUCUACCGACCAGGAAGAAGCAGCACAGAGAGGAGUCUGUUGAAAUGGAACGGACAGAGAGUCAGUUGGUAGGUGAUAAAGGGACGAGGACUCGGUCGCAAACUCUUGAAUUAUUAGGUGUCAGGAAAGGGUCGGCUCGUCGAGCUGUUCGUCGUACAUUGUUUUCGUCGUUAACUAACGAGGAAAAUGAGAGGCGACGGUCACCACGUCAUGUGCUGAAGCGAACUCUGACAUUUGCCGGUCGCAGCUCGGUGAGUGUGAGCAAAGAUGUGCGUGUUAACAUUCGUUCAUUGAAAAAGGGGAAAGUAAUGGUAGAAGAAACGCCUUUGAAGGUGAAGGAGCCGACGUUUUCUUGGAAUCAGGAGUGUGGCAGCGGGGUAACGGAUGACCAUCUUUCACCGAAAACGAUUCAAGAUACUCCCAAGCGAAAUUUCUACUCUAGGUCGUUUUCAGUGGGACAUUUAUCUCGUAACUGUCGUUCUUCGUCUGCCAAGACAUUCAGAAAUCCAUUUUGUGAAAGAUCAUUGAAGUCAGAUCACAGAAGUGGUGAGUGCGGGUCGAACAAGAAUGCAUUGCAGUCGGGCAGAGUUGGUAGCAGUUGCAAUGCAAUAGCAGGAGAGAAUCAAAGUGAGACCGCAGACAUAAUGUGUAAACAAGAAGCGCUUUUACUUGGACCAUUGGUGGGGCAAUCUGUGAGCCAAAGCUUAGGUGGUUCAGAUGAUUUAAAGAGUCCUUCUCAACUUCAGUUGUCAAGACUCUUGCAUUCACAAAUGCAAUGCUCAUCAUCUUUGGUUAAAGCUGCAAGAGAUAACUAUCCAUCAAUAUGACCAGUAGAACUAAAUAUUGCGGGAACAGCCGAAGUGCUGUUGUUUGUGAUAGAAGAUGAAGGAGACCUCUUCUCACUUUUGCUUUAAUCAAAUUAUAUGCUGAACAUCCGACUACUGACUCAAGGGCGUCACAUGGGU